CUUGCUGUACAGUCCUCUGAAACCUUCUGUUGUGCAGCACCAAAGGGAGGAGGAGCCACCGGCACUAGCAUACACACUCACUCACACAGACCAACACUCUCCUGACAUCCCUCCUGCACAUCCACUGUAAGCACCAGUCAGCCAGCCAGGCCCGUUUGGAGCAGGGGAGCCCAGCUGUCUCGUCACCCAAGAUGGAUGUACUGAUGAAGGGGUUUUCCAUGGCCAAGGAGGGAGUGGUGGCCGCCGCAGAGAAGACCAAAGCAGGCAUGGAGGAGGCAGCCGCCAAGACCAAGGAAGGGGUGAUGUAUGUAGGCAAUAAGACAAAGGAGGGAGUUGUGUCAUCAGUAAACACAGUGGCCAACAGGACCGUGGACCAGACCAACAUCGUGGGAGACGCAGGGGUUGCCGGGACCAACGAGGUGUCACAGGCGGGUGGGGAGGGCGUAGAGAACGUCGCCGCAUCAACCGGGUUGAUCAACCAGGAGGAGCCUGUAUACGAGGGAGAAUAUGGAGGGAUGGAGCAGGGCGGCCAAGGAGGAGAGGGGUAUUAG
Messenger RNA from Pleuronectes platessa (European plaice), 551 nucleotides. RefSeq names its product synuclein, gamma b (breast cancer-specific protein 1) (gene sncgb). Gene Ontology annotation, molecular function: cuprous ion binding. The record is from RefSeq and is a predicted model, not a curated record. Bases 192 to 551 code for a protein of 119 amino acids. The transcript is spliced from 6 exons. Gene Ontology annotation, cellular component: neuronal cell body; cytoplasm; axon terminus. Gene Ontology annotation, biological process: chemical synaptic transmission; synapse organization; synaptic vesicle endocytosis. Lineage: Eukaryota; Metazoa; Chordata; Actinopteri; Pleuronectiformes; Pleuronectidae.